Messenger RNA from Porites lobata, 988 nucleotides. The record is from the annotation of a GenBank genome assembly. Lineage: Eukaryota; Metazoa; Cnidaria; Anthozoa; Scleractinia; Poritidae.
AUGAAUUCUCCUGAUUCGGGCAGCGUUAGAUUAAAAUGGAAAAGGUUCGUGUCCAUUCAUCGGAAGGAUUUCAACACAGUGGGAAAAUUUGCUGUGUGCUCGGAGCAUUUUACAAGGGAUUGUUUUACGCUUGCUUUUCCGAUGAAAGGCAUGAAAAGGAAUCUGAAGAAGGAGACGUUUCCAACCAUUUGGAAAAAAUCCUCUCAAACACUAUCAAAGCGGAGUCGACGAUCGGUGAGUGAAAUUACAAUGUAUUUGCGCUGUGCUUAUCACCAUUAUAUUUAUUUCCCCAUUUACCUGUGACAUGAUUUUUUCUGGCAUCGUUGUUCAAUAUUCGUGUAAUGAAUGCUCUGACUAUUUGGACUUCCCAUAUUGUUGCAUGUGUUUUCAUACUUUUCUGCUUUCUUCUCAUAGUUAUAGUAAAACGGGCAUUUGCGCUGAGUGGACGUGAAGUCAAUUUCCCAAUUCCCAGACCUUUCCACUCAAGCGUAAAAUUUAGAAAAAGUGAAGCUACAUAGAAAUCCGGCUCUCUAUUUUUUGAGAGAUUAUCUUGCUGUUACUUUGAGAUUUGACAGUACUCCAAACUUCCCUCCAAAAUGGACUAAGUCUGAUUUCUACAUUCUAUAAGUUCAGUUACUGUUUGCGGUUUUUUUUCGUUUGUACUUUAAUUCUAUUUUCACUGUCUGCAAAUGAAGCAUACAUUUUAAGGCAAAGAUGGGGUUAAACCUUGCUUCCAUUUCUACUUUUGAAAACAUCGACGUAAAGCUCAAAUUUAAACUUGUUUUGAAGGGGAGAUAUAAAAAAUGGUCGUACCUAUUUUCAUUUUUAGCUGCUAAAUGAAAUUCUGGCUGGUCAAACUACUCAUGAGGAUGCAGAGGAAGAAGACAAUCCUGAAGAAGAGGUGAUCUCCUGUACUAAAUCUAUCACUGUUUCCCCACACCCUUUACAUAUUGAAACUGUGUGCUUAUAUCCAACAUAUUUCCUGUAG